Molecule: messenger RNA, 823 nt
Organism: Gigantopelta aegis
Lineage: Eukaryota; Metazoa; Mollusca; Gastropoda; Neomphalida; Peltospiridae
Exons: 2
Coding region: 300-722 (140 amino acids)
Source: RefSeq, a predicted model, not a curated record
GGUGCAUAGACGGAUUUUCCAGAUUGAUUGUAUGGUGCAAAGUUAGUGGCAACGGGAAAGCAAGAACAACAGCAAGAUCCUUCUUAAAGGCUGCUGAAAACAGAGGAGGAUAUCCUCGGCUCGUCCGGACAGAUAAUGGCGUAGAAAACGCAGACAUUCUGAAAAUUCAGACAUUCCUCAGAAGAAACCAUAGAGAUAAUCAAGCUGGUGAUGCCAGUGUUCUGGCUGGAGACAGCAGACUCAAUCAACGGAUUGAGUUUUGGUGGGGGAUACUGAGGAAGGAAUGCUUACAGUUCUGGAUGGAUCUAUUCAAUGAGAUGAAAAAAGAUGGCUAUUUCACUGUGGAUAAGCUAGAUAAAGACCUUGUCAGGUUUUGCUUUUUACGGUUGAUACAGGUUGAUAUAGACAAAGUCGUUGAAGUGUGGAACAGCCAUAAAAUCAGACGUUCAAGAUUUAAUGGAUUGCAAAACGCUACACCCGCAGUGCUGUACUGUCUUCCACAUCUGCAUGGAUAUACAGACUGUCUUUGCCAAGUAGAACCCUUGGAUAUCGAAGUCAGUUGUGACGAAAUCCUGGAUGAACGUGAAACGCCAUGUGAUGAAGAUGUAUAUGAACUAUGCACAAUUCUGAUGGAUGAAAACAAUCUCAGUCCUGCACGGGAUGCGUAUGCCGCCGUUGAUAUGUAUAUCGAACUCAGAACUGAGAUUAAGCGAGUGCUGUAGUCAGAUAAAACAGUUCCUGUGUUGUAUGUGUAACUACGUAAUUCCUUAUGUGAAUUUUGUGUAUGUGUGUAUGUGUGUGUGUGUGGGGGGGGGGGGGGGGG